Messenger RNA from Phragmites australis (common reed), 1413 nucleotides. Its product is annotated as zinc finger protein CONSTANS-LIKE 4-like. Gene Ontology annotation, molecular function: zinc ion binding. Lineage: Eukaryota; Viridiplantae; Streptophyta; Magnoliopsida; Poales; Poaceae. Bases 183 to 878 code for a protein of 231 amino acids. The record is from RefSeq and is a predicted model, not a curated record. The transcript is spliced from 3 exons.
CCCAACCAAAACUCCAGCCUCACAUCACACCCUACUGCUCCACCCCACAGCCCACGCCAGAGAAAUCUCUCUCCCUCUCUCUCUCUCUUCUACGUUCCCAAGAAAGAGAAAAAACUAGAGAGAGAAAUCUUGUGACGGCGAGUAGAGGUCCAAGAACGAGGCAGCAGGAAGGAAGGGGGAUCAUGUCUGCGGCAGGGGAGAGGAAGGAGAAGGGCGCCGGCGGCGCGUGCGAGCUGUGCGGCGCGGCGGCGCGGGUGUACUGCAGCGCAGACGAGGCCACGCUCUGCUGGGGCUGCGAUGCGCAGGUGCACGGCGCCAACUUCCUCGUGGCGCGCCACGCGCGCGCGCUGCUGUGCCGGGGCUGCGCGCGGCCCACGCCGUGGCGCGCCGCGGGGCCGCGCCUGGGUCCCACUGCCUCCCUCUGCGACCGCUGCGUCCGCCGCGGCGCCGGCGUGGGGGGCGACGAGGAGAUGACCGGCGAGGGCGACGGCCACGGGGACGAGGAGGAUGACGACAGCGAGGACGAGGAGGAGGACGAGGAAGAGGAAGGGGAGGGGGAGAACCAGGUCGUGCCGUGGGCGGAGGAAGCGGAGGCCACGCCGCCGCCCGUCGCGAGCUCCACCUCGAGCAGCAGCCGGGAAGUCGCCGCGAAUGACGCCGAGUGCGCAAAGGAAGACGUGCCGUGCUCGACGUCCCAGUCGAGCUUGUGCCACUACUCGUCGUCGCCGGGCCACGGCGGCCGGAGCGACGAGGCCACCUCCUCCAGAAAUGGCGGCCGGUUCCUCGCCUCCCGGCACAGGAAGCGAUCACCUUCGGAUUUCUUCAGCUCGGGGUCAACGCGGGCAUUGGUCAAAAUGACUUUACCUGAGGCAACUUGAGAUGAUGGUGUAGAUGCUGAUGCUAACUACAUUAGAAGGCAACUUUUGGUGUAUCCAAGCAUUGGGGAGAUGUGGAUCACUACGAGAUCAAACUUGCACGGAGGCAUACAUCUUUUUGGUCGUCAAUUUGCAGAAUUGAGCUAUCAGGCAGAAACAUGUAGUAUUCGUAAAUGAGACGGCUUCCUGGAGAUUAUAUAUGUCCUCCACUACUUUCUUGUGUUUAAAUUCCUUCCUUUUGUUUGUGGAUGAGGCGUGUUGGCUAACUUAAAGAAAAUGAUAUAGGCUCGCAUUUGUAGUGACCAUCUUUAAUGGUUUCACUGUUUGAAUGCUUCCAUUUGUACCCUACAAUCAGUUUCUGGUUUGUUCAUAAUGUUAGACGCGAUGGCUCUUGUGACUGCAAUGGCAGCUGAAUAUACAGUACUCCCUUCUUUCUUAAGGGACCUGGAGUAAGCAGAAUGCACUGCUGUUUACCUGGCAGUCUGUAAAUUGGGCUAAUAGAGUUGAAUAUAUCUGGCAAGUGGAUCUUGAAUCGUAA